GCAAUUGUUCGAAAGCCGUGGGUUCUUGUUUAUUACUGGCAUGUACUUAUGUCGGUAGCCUUUACAUUUGGCGUACAAAAUUUCACAGGACUCAUGAAUUGAUCACCACACUACUACUGGGAAUAGUAUGACUGCCUAUACUUUUAUAGGCAUCUGCUGGUGUGGCACUGUCUGGUUGGUUGGAUGAGAUUCAAUCACAAUGGAUCAUCCAACCACAAUAAAGAAGAGAUUUGUGAGUGUCUUGAUAAUGGGAGUUGUUUCUCCUUUGUUUGUUGUUUUUUGUUCAGAGAAAACAUACUUUGGAGAGAGAGGUAGUCUUCCAACAUUACUUGGCUUCAGAUGGAAGGGUUUGCUACAAGCUUUUGUCCUUCCUCUAGGCCUAACAAUGGUGCUGUUCUCUGGUCCAUUACUACUUCAUUAUUUGGAUGGAGUUUGUGGCUUAUACUUAAAAUCCAGGUACUGGAUGUCAAACUUGAGGAACUUAAUAUGGCUAAGGAACCAUAUUGUGGCUCCAUUUUCUGAAGAGUUUACUUUUCGAGCCUGCAUGCUUCCAAUACUGGUGCCUUGUUUUGGUGCUUCACUUUCCAUUGUUAUCUGCCCACUUUUCUUCGGAGUUGCUCAUCUACAUCAUUUAAGAGAAAGAAUGGAGAGAUCAACUAAUACCACACAUGCUGUGUUUCAGUCAUUAUUUCAGUUUCUGUAUACUAGUCUGUUUGGAGUCUACUCAGCAUAUUUAUUCUUGAGAACAGGUCAUUUUAUGGCACCGUUUAUAGCACAUGCUUUUUGUAACCACAUGGGCUUUCCCGAUUUCAUUGAAGUGUUAAGCUACAAGCAACCAGUCCGUACCUUUUUAGUUAUCUUGUUUUUGCUGGGUUUCUUUGGGUGGUUGGUAUUACUGGAACCACUUACAAAACCUGCAAUAUUCAGUAAUUUGGUAUAUGUCUGAAAUUAUUUUUAUAAAUGAAAAGUAUUUCUUUCACACUAAUAUUUAUUUUGAAGACUGUUUAAAAAUGUUCAUUUCAUUCAUCAUUGUAAGAGACUUUGCAUAAUUUGCUGUUUUUAUGAUACAACUUACCUAUAUUGUAUUAGAAACAUAUGUUAACAUAUCAAUAGAGUUUAUGGAAGAAAUAAGAGCUACUAAAAUAUGUAUGCUGGAAACAUUUAUUUGUACUAAUUGGACAGAAAAUCCACCAAGUACCACCUAUAGCUUCUUUUAAAAAUUUAAAAAAUUUUUUCAAUAAUAACAGCGUAUGACAGUAAUUAAUCAUUUUGCUAGUAUCAAAAUAGCUGAAAACGUCAAAACUAUAAAUCUUCCAGGAAUAUUAUAUAGAAUUUAUAGCAACAAAAAUUAUUUGUUAUUUUAAUAAUCAGUAACAAAAAAUGUUAAUAUGAAUUUUUUCAUCAUUUUAAUACAGUGUUAUCUCAAAAACUAUAAAAAAAACACAAUGGGAUAAGCUAGUAUAACAUGUAAAGAUUUAUCUAGUAUAGAGGCAGCUGAGUUGGUUGUAUUUUAAUUGUGAUAUACAAUUAAAAUUAUCACUUCAUCAUGAUAAAGAAUUAGUUUUGUCGUUGAUCUUAAAAUGAAAAUCACACAGGGUAUUUUUUAAAUCCAGUUAGAUUUGUACCUGGAGCUCCUUGGGCACAAACUUAAAGUAAGAAAUGUAACAUAAACUUUAUAAGCCCGACUUCAUUUUUUAUAGGUUAUUCUAGAAAUAAAGAUAUAUGUAUAAAUGAUUUUUUCCAUGUGAAUUUUUGUUUUCUUUAUUUGACUACAGUUUGCCAGUGAUGAACUUUGAGAUUGAUUGAGUAGGAUAAGUAAUGCAAAAAUCAUCUUUGUUAAGUUAUCAGUGUUUUAGUUAUGUUCCUUCAGCAUAUAACUUUACUCCUUUGAUGAAUUGUCGAAUAAGAACACGUAUCAAAUUUAUUUGCAACAAUGAGAGAAAAAUUAUUACAAGUUUAAAGUUACUUGAAUAUAAAAACUAAUGAAAGGAGUUAAUAGUUUACUUGUAUAUUUUUUAUUUGCAUUAUAAAAGAAAAUGCAUAGUUUACUGACCAGCUAAAAAAUACCAAGUAGUUGUUUCUUUAUUUUGAAGAGUCAUGUUAUAUAAAGAAAUAGGGGAAAAAAAAAACUUGAGGCAUCUUGUGAGGGCUGUCCUAGCUUUUGGUCUCAUAACUUGCCACUAGACUGUCAAAAAGUCCAACUGAAUACAUUGGUUUGAUCAGUUAUAGUCCUCUACUCUCAAUUUUAAGUAUUUUUAUCAAUCAGUCGUUUAUUUUCACAGCCAUAUUUAAACAUUCAUAGUUUCAUUCUCAAGACUGGAUACUUUAUUUUUGGUGAAAAUUUAAUAAAAGAAGCUUGCGUUAAUAACAUAA
Molecule: messenger RNA, 2373 nt
Organism: Limulus polyphemus (Atlantic horseshoe crab)
Lineage: Eukaryota; Metazoa; Arthropoda; Merostomata; Xiphosura; Limulidae
Gene: Sras
Product: CAAX prenyl protease 2-like
Exons: 10
Coding region: 200-946 (248 amino acids)
Biological process (GO): CAAX-box protein processing
Cellular component (GO): endoplasmic reticulum membrane
Molecular function (GO): metalloendopeptidase activity
Source: RefSeq, a predicted model, not a curated record